Messenger RNA from Rhizophagus irregularis DAOM 181602=DAOM 197198, 594 nucleotides. NCBI's taxonomy places the organism in Eukaryota, Fungi, Glomeromycota, Glomeromycetes, Glomerales, Glomeraceae. The record is from RefSeq and is a predicted model, not a curated record.
AUGCAAAAUACAACAAAUACAAAUGAGUGGAUUAACUGGAUUGAAGAAGCUAUAUCAAAAGAAUAUUUUAGAUUUUAUGAUCAAAACCAUUUUAGUAACUUACAAAAAAUUGGUAUGGGAGGAUUUGGAAAAGUUUAUCGUGCAAAUUGGAAAAGUUCAGGACAAUGUUUUGCGUUAAAAUCCUUUUUUAAUUUUAACGACCUCACAGCAAAAGAAAUCGUUCAUGAGCACUCCAGUAAUGUAUUGGUCCAUCAAAAUACCGUCAAGUUAUCCGACUUCGGCUUAUCAAAGAGAAUUGAAUCAUCAUCCAAUUCACAGUCAAAACUUUUUGGAAUAAUUCCUUACGUUGAUCCGAUAAGAUUCAGCGGACGAAGAAAGAAUAAAAACUCAACGCCAUUAUGCUCAUCAACUGAAAAAAGUGAUAUAUAUAGCGUUGGCGUAUUGUUCUGGGAGAUAUCCAGUGGUCAGCCUCCCUUUUGUACUGAAGGUGAACAAUAUGAUAUUGAUCUGGCUUUAGAAAUUUCACAAGGUCUUAGAGAAGAACCUAUUCCAAAUACGCCGGAAGAUUAUAUUAAAAUUUAUACUGGUGCGUAA